Messenger RNA from Sphaerodactylus townsendi, 3805 nucleotides. It is a transcript of the gene EFR3B, whose product is annotated as EFR3 homolog B. NCBI's taxonomy places the organism in Eukaryota, Metazoa, Chordata, Lepidosauria, Squamata, Sphaerodactylidae. The record is from RefSeq and is a predicted model, not a curated record. Gene Ontology annotation, cellular component: plasma membrane. Gene Ontology annotation, biological process: protein localization to plasma membrane.
CUUUCUCCUUCGAGGCAGAAGGCACAGUUGCUUCACCUGCAAGCCAGGCCCCAUUGAGUGCUGCGGAGCAUCAUGGCAUGCCGAAGAGGCCUGGCAGAAUGCACGGCAGCUGUGGAUCGGCACAUCUGCAAUGGUGUCUGUGGUUGCUGCGGAGCUUUGCGUCCUCGUUACAAGAGGCUCGUUGACAAUAUUUUCCCAGAGGAUCCAGAGGAUGGGCUGGUGAAAACCAACAUGGAGAAGCUGACCUUCUAUGCACUAUCUGCUCCUGAGAAGCUGGACCGCAUUGGCGCAUAUCUGUCAGAGAAGCUGAUCAGAGAUGUGAGCAGACACCGAUAUGGAUAUGUUUGCAUUGCUAUGGAAGCCUUGGACCAGCUGUUGAUGGCCUGCCACUGUCAGAGCAUCAACCUGUUUGUGGAGAGUUUCUUGAAGAUGGUGGCCAAGUUGUUGGAGUCCGAGAAGCCUGACCUGCAGAUCCUCGGCACCAACUCGUUUGUGAAGUUUGCCAACAUUGAGGAGGACACACCCUCUUAUCACAGGAGUUACGACUUCUUUGUGUCCCGCUUCAGUGAGAUGUGUCACUCCAGCCAUGACGACUUGGACAUCCGCACAAAGAUCCGAAUGUCUGGCAUAAAAGGUCUGCAGGGGGUUGUCCGAAAGACAGUCAACGAUGAACUGCAGGCCAAUAUCUGGGACCCUCAACACAUGGACAAGAUUGUGCCUUCACUGCUGUAUAAUCUGCAGCACACAGAGGAAGCAGAAAGCCGCUCUCCUUCUCCCUUGCAAUCCACUGAGAAGGAGAAAGAAAAUCCAGCAGAACUGUCUGAGCGAUGUCUGCGGGAGCUGCUGGGUCGGGCAGCUUACGGAAACAUAAAAAAUGCAAUCAAGCCUGUCAUGAUCCACCUGGAUAACCACUCGCUAUGGGAGCCAAAAGAAUAUGUCCAUUGCUUCAAGAUUGCCUCCGCCGCCAUCCAGAAACAACAUUCCCACUUGGUGAUCCAGCAGCUUCUGGGCCACUUGGAUGCAAACAGCCGAAGUGCUGCCACCGUGCGUGCCGGGAUAGUGGAGGUCUUGUCGGAGGCGGCUGUCAUUGCAGCCUCGGGAUCAGUCGGGCCGACAGUGCUGGAAGUAUUCAAUACCCUCCUCAGACAACUGCGCCUGAGCAUCGAUUAUGCCCUGACCGGCAGCUAUGAUUGUGCCAUGAUUGGUGGCACCAAGAUCAUCAAGGAGCACGAAGAGCGCAUGUUCCAGGAAGCUGUUAUCAAGACCACAGGUUCCUUUGCCAGCACCCUGCCCACCUAUCAGAGGUCGGAGGUCAUGCUCUUUAUCAUGAGCAAAGUUCCACUUCCUUCUCUGCAUCACCCACUAGACACUGGCAGAGCUGGGGAGAACAGGAAUCGCCUGACACAGAUAAUGCUGCUGAAGUCUCUUCUGCAGGUCUCUACCGGUUUCCAGUGCAGCAAUAUGUUGACGGCCUUGCCCAGCUCCUUCUUAGACCGUCUCCUGUCGGCCACAUUGAUGGAAGAUGCAGAGAUCCGCCUCUUUGUCCUCCAGAUUCUCAUCAGCUUCAUUGACCGCCAUGGGAAUAAAACACAAAUUCCAAACUAUCAGGUAACCCAUGACAUUUCCAUCCUGAAGCUGAAAGUGGACAAGUGUUCACGCCAGGAUACUGUCUUCAUGAAAAAGCAUUCUCAGCAGCUGUAUCGACACAUGUACCUGAGCAGCAAGGAGGAGAGCAACGGUCGUGCUCACUACGAAGCUCUCUACAGCUUGCUGGCACUCAUCAGUAUGGAGCUAGCUAAUGAGGAAGUGGUGGUGGACCUCAUCCGCCUGGUGCUGGCCAUGCAGGAGGUGGCCCUGGUCAAUGAGGAUAACCUGCCGCUCUACAACCGCUGUGCUCUCUAUGCCCUGGGGGCUGCCUAUCUGAACCUGAUCAGUCAGUUGACUACCGUUCCUGCCUUCUGCCAGCACAUUCAUGAGGUCAUAGAGAUGAGGCAGAAAGAGGCACCCUGCCUCCUCCCAGAAGGCGUGUUUGCUGAGAAACCCAGGCUUUCAAGAAAUCUGGACCGCUUCGGGCCUGAGAUCCUCUUCCGGCAAAGCAAAAUCAGUGAAGUACUGGGAGGGAGUGGCUACAAUUCUGACAGGCUCAGUACGCCCUACGUUCCCCAGCUAACAGAUGAAGAUCGGCUGUCAAAAAGGAAGAGCAUUGGAGAGACCAUCUCCCUGCAGGUUGAAGUGGAGUCGAGAAAUAGCCCCGAAAAAGAGGAGAGAGCACCUGCUGAAGAAAUCACCUAUGAAACGCUGAAGAAAGCAAUUGUGGACAGUGUUGCUGUGGAAGAACAAGAGCGGGAAAGAAGACGGCAGGUGGUUGAGAAAUUCCAGAAAGCUCCCUUUGAAGAGAUCGCAGCUCACUGUGGUGCCCGGGCAACUCUGCUCCAAAGCAAACUCAACCAGAUAUUUGAGAUCACCAUACGGCCCCCUCCCAGCCCCUCUGGUACCAUCACAGCUGCUUACGGCCAGCCCCAGAGCCACUCCAUCCCGGUGUACGAGAUGAAGUUCCCGGACCUCUGCGUGUACUGAGAGUCAAACCGCAUGCUCGGACAAGAUCCAAGUCAUCAGGACCCCAUGGAAUGCCAUCAUGCUACCUGCAUGAGCAACAGUGGGGCUGCUUGGAGCUGGGGUGGGCCCCCUCAACCAACUUUCUGAGCAAGAUGGACCGAAACACCCCCUACAUCCAGACCAUCUAAGCAUAUGUUGUUCUCAUUUUUUUCAUGCUCAGCUAGUUUUUUCUGUCAUGCAAAAGAUGCAAGUGACAUUUAGGAAGCCUUCUACGGACCAUGGAGGUAGGGAAGUUAGUUUGGCUUCCCUUUUUUUUAUAGAAGCUGUUUAAAAGUUUGGAAGGGUUGGUGGGUGUUUUCUUCCUCUUUUUAUUGAAAACGUGUGCUGAUCAUCCAUUACAUAAAGCAAUCUAUUCUGUGUGUGGUGGUCUCAUUUCGUGCUCCGUCUGGGUGACUGAAUGAGAGUGGGUAGAAUGUCGCAUUUAGAGAGCCACGCUAGGGUGAGGGGGAUCUGCCGUACCAUCCUAAGCAGAAUUUCACUCUUCCUAAGUCCAGUUACGUUUAGAAGGAUGUGAUUCUUCAUAAGAUGGCACUGUUGGUCCUUGUUCAUCUUAAGUAAGGUCUCAGGAUUUAAGAUGAAAAAAGGCUGUCAAGAUGUGGCCCACUGAAAAUGAAUGCAUUAAUUGGUAGGUGCAUUUCAGUGGCGGAGCGGCAAGGGGAUGGGGGGGGUGCGUUGUGCACUGGGUGCACGCCUGGGGGGCAGAAAAUCGCCCCUCGGGUCCUCCCCUUUUAUUUAUUUAUUUAUUCUUGAGAUUUUUAUACCGCCCUAUCCCCGAGGGGCCCCGGGCGGAGCACAACAUACAAUCACAAUACAAUCAUAAAAUAACUGAAACCUUUAAAAGCAGCGAUAGGAACAAUAAAACUAAGUAUAAUAAGUAUGAUAAAUAUAACAAGUGGCGUCUGACAACCCCAUUUUAAAAAUCCUCUCCCAAGAGGGAGGAACGGCCUUCCCCGUACCGCCCCCUCCCCGCCCCUUCCCACAUUGGGGCUCUCAAGGUCUCCUGGGAAGUAUAGUUCCUCAGGCAGUUUUUAGCCUGAACUGUGAAGAGUUUGCCUCAGGAAUAUUUUCCCUAUUGGAAGUGCACAUUUUUACAGAUUUACAGGCAGCAUGAGAAGUUUUAUAAAUCCAGUGGGUAGGAAACAAUACGCUGUUAAGAACUUAUUAAAAUAUACAUUCUUUACCAUGCUGC